UUGAAGCUAAACUCAAAGAAUAUAAAUCGCUUUGUGGAUAUGAACGUUAUCAUUGGAUAUAUGAACAAACUAAACAAACUGAAGAAAUUCAAGAUGAAGUAGCCUCGAGAUGGAGAGAAGAUUAUUCAAAUUCUAAAAACAAUUUCAAAUAUGAUGCUUUUAAUG
This is a messenger RNA of Racocetra fulgida, 165 nucleotides long. Lineage: Eukaryota; Fungi; Glomeromycota; Glomeromycetes; Diversisporales; Gigasporaceae. The record is from the annotation of a GenBank genome assembly.